GACCUUUGUGACGACGCCUAGGUCAAGGACAUUACGUCAUGUGUCGAGUGUUAUAAAAAGCAGACCACUGGAAGUCGCAGUAAAGUGGUUUACUGAUUCAUAAACCAUUGAAUCAUGGAAGCCAUUGUCUUGUUACUCCUGCUUGGAUGUCUUACCGUUCAUGCCAGCUAUAAGUGUUCAGACACCCUGGCGUGUUCAGCGACCAUGCUGAGCGAUGUCAGUCAGUGCAUGACCAUCCCAUUCAGCAUUCAAUCACUUACGAGUAACAACUUUAAAACCUGUAAGAAAGCGUGUGAGGCUCAUAUUGCCAAGAAGAAAACCAUUUGUCAAGAGAACUGUCCCUCGCGAAAAUGUAUGGAAUGUGUUGAAGCUGCUGAGAAUUCUGUUAAAGAAUGUAGACGGUUCUACCAGAAGAUGAAUGGCAGCACGUCUGAUUGUGAUACAUUCGAGAGACAAUUGAUCAAGUGUUGCUCUAACAAUGCGGCUUGUAAAGUCUGUCGUGACUCGUACUGUCAUAAUGGUGGGGUUUGCAGAGGAGGGCCUAAUGUCUUGUCCUGUAAAUGUCCCAAGGGAUUCACAGGAAUGUACUGUCAAAAAAGUCAAUGUGCUGGUCGUCAUGCUUGUACUAAUGGCGGCGCGUGUGUUGGACACAAAAAAUGCGCUUGUCUGCCAGACUUCACCGGGCCACGGUGUGAACGAAAGAGACUGGGUACCAAGAUUAACCCAGCUCCUAACGCACAGGCUAUCUUAGACGCCGGCGAGAGUGAGGGCAGCGGUAUGUAUUGGAUCCAGCCUCCAGGAGAAUCGAUUGCCGUGCAGACGUAUUGCGAUAUGACAUACUCUGAUGGGGGRUGGAUGCUGGCCAGUUAUGGAUAUGUACACGGGGCAAGUAAUUCCCCUUCUUCGCCUUUGAACAGAGCCAUUCCAAACAUGAACAACCCCAUGGGAUAUGCUUGGCGUCCCACCAGACGCGCGGGAAGAAACGGUCUGAUCAAUCUAUUGCAUGGCGCCGUGAUGAUGGCACGAAAUGCCACCUACAUGAUGAUGGCAGCAGGUAACAACCCAGACGACGGUGGAAUCGAUCACUWCUCUCACGUCUAUAGAAUAGACCUACGACAAAACCCAUACAAGAUCACCUUUGCCAAUCACAAUCGUUUUCACGGCGCUAUAGGAACCAAUCAGAUCCCUAAGAUGCACGUGACUGAUUUCCUGGUUGAAGGGUUGAAGGGAGACGUUGGAGAGUUUGUGCGAUACGGACUGGGGGAAUCAUUGGGUGUGACCUGGGGUGAUUCCUAUCCAACCGGAUAUGGAUUCAACGAUUUGGGUACUGAGCACUCAUCAUGGACAAAAGGUCCCUUUUUCCCCAGUGUCCACUCAGGAGAUGGGCACUCCGGAUGUUCUUCAGCUCCAUGCAAGACGUUCCAGCCCGAUGUCCAUAGAGGUUCAGAGACAUAUGUCCACCAUGGUUGGUACACGGCAUCUGGUACUGUCGAUAAAAUAGGACAGACCUCGAUUUGGUUCAAGUGAAAAGCGGCAAACUGUCUUUGAGGGAGCUAGUGAGUGAGCUCAGCAGAGGGAUUUACAUGAAUUGCUUUGUCAAUUGUUUAGCUUUCUUCUUGACAGUGUUUUUCCUCGUAUCAUUGAUUUAUUUUAAUGAUCAUUCCCUUAAUCGAUCAUUUAGUCUAAGCUAAUAAACUUUGAGUAUAUUCAUGAGUGGUAAAGUUGAAAGAACUAUAGUGACGUAUUAGAUAAUUAGAUUUAUUUGUAACUAGUGACAAACCAAAUGAUUUAUGCAAGUAUUAAGGGGUGUUAGCUGCUUGAUUAGUUAUUAAAGAUGUGAACUAUG
This is a messenger RNA of Actinia tenebrosa (Australian red waratah sea anemone), 1846 nucleotides long. RefSeq lists its product as uncharacterized. The record is from RefSeq and is a predicted model, not a curated record. Gene Ontology annotation, molecular function: Notch binding. Lineage: Eukaryota; Metazoa; Cnidaria; Anthozoa; Actiniaria; Actiniidae.